This is a messenger RNA of Myripristis murdjan (pinecone soldierfish), 3843 nucleotides long. It is a transcript of the gene mau2, whose product is annotated as MAU2 sister chromatid cohesion factor. Lineage: Eukaryota; Metazoa; Chordata; Actinopteri; Holocentriformes; Holocentridae. Gene Ontology annotation, biological process: mitotic sister chromatid cohesion. The record is from RefSeq and is a predicted model, not a curated record. Gene Ontology annotation, molecular function: protein binding. The coding region runs from base 127 to 1923 and encodes 598 amino acids. The transcript has 19 exons.
UGUACAGACUCUCAAAUGACUGCGCUAGUAAAUAUUCACGACCAAAUCAGCUGAGGACGAGGCCGGCCAGCGUCGACUUGCAGCGCUAACCCGCUCCUUGUUGUGUUUGUCGUCGGGGCGGCCAAGAUGGCAGCGGGCUCAGAGGCCCCGGACUCCUGGUAUCUUGCCCUUCUUGGCUUCGCUGAACAUUUCCGCACGUCAAGUCCGCCGAAGAUCCGCCUGUGCGUCCAUUGUCUGCAGGCGGUGUUUCAGUUCAAGCCGCCGCAGCGGGUCGAGGCUCGGACUCACCUGCAGCUGGGCUCCGUGCUCUACCACCACACCAAGAACUGCGAGCUGGCCAGGACCCACCUGGAGAAAGCGUGGUUGAUCUCUCAACAAAUCCCUCAGUUCGAAGAUGUCAAAUUUGAAGCAGCAAGUCUUCUGUCAGAGUUUUAUUGUCAACAGAACCUGGUGGACUCCGCGAAGCCGCUCUUGAGGAAGGCGAUCCAGAUCUCUCAGCAGACUCCAUACUGGCACUGCAGACUACUGUUUCAGCUGGCACAACUACACACACUGGAGAAGGAUUUGGUGUCUGCUUGUGACCUGCUAGGAGUCGGAGCAGAGUAUGCAAGAGUCGUGGGCUCAGAAUACACAAGAGCUCUGUUCUUACUAAGUAAAGGCAUGCUCCUUCUGAUGGAGCGGAAGCUGAGCGAGGUGCACCCGCUGUUGACGCUGUGCGGGACCAUCGUGGAGAACUGGCAGGGAAACCCCAUUCAGAAAGAGUCCCUCAGGGUUUUCUUCCUGGUGCUGCAGGUCACACACUACCUGGAUGCCGGACAGGUCAAGAGCGUUAAGCCAUGUCUGAAGCAGCUUCAGCAGUGCAUCCAGACCAUCUCCACUCUCCACGAUGAUGAGAUACUACCCACCAACCCUGCUGAUCUCUUCCACUGGCUGCCCAAGGAGCACAUGUGUGUGCUUGUGUACCUGGUGACUGUGAUGCACUCCAUGCAGGCGGGCUACUUGGAGAAGGCACAGAAGUACACAGACAAAGCGCUCAUGCAGCUGGAGAAGCUGAAGAUGCUGGACAGCAGUCCCAUUCUGUCCACGUUUCAAGUCAUUCUGCUGGAGCACAUCAUCAUGUGCCGGCUGGUCACGGGACACAAGGCCACUGCCUUACAAGAGAUUUCACAGGUGUGUCAGCUUUGCCAGCAGUCUCCCAGGUUGUUUGCAAAUCAUGCUGCCCAGCUUCACACUCUAUUGGGCCUUUACUGUAUCUCAGUGAACUGCAUGGAUAAUGCUGAGGCUCAGUUCACUGCUGCUCUACAGAUGACAACACACCAGGAGCUGUGGACGUUCAUUGUGACCAACCUGGCCAGUGUGUACAUUCGGGAAGGCAACAGGCAGCAAGAGCUGUAUGGCCUUUUAGAGAGGAUUAACCCUGAUCACAACUUUCCUGUCAGCUCUCACUGUCUGCGAGCAGCAGCUUUUUACAUCCGAGGGCUCCUGUCUUUCUUCCAGGGACGUUACAAUGAGGCCAAAAGAUUUCUUAGGGAGACCUUGAAGAUGUCUAAUGCUGAGGAUCUAAAUAGACUGACCGCCUGCUCACUAGUGCUUUUGGGCCAUAUCUUCUUUGUCCUGGGCAACCACAGGGAAAGCAACAACAUGGUGGUUCCUGCCAUGCAACUGGCCAGCAAGAUCCCUGACAUGUCUGUCCAGCUCUGGUCCUCUGCACUUCUCAAAGAUCUGAACAAAGCAUGUGGGAACACCAUGGACGCCCAUGAGGCAGCCCAGAUGCACCAGAACUUCUCCCAGCAGCUCCUGCAGGAUCACAUCGCAGCCUGCAGCCUCCCUGAACACAAUCUCAUCAGUUGGACAGACGGCCUUCCUCCUGUGCAGUUCCAGCCUCAGAACGGACCCACAACCAGCCUGGCCAGUCUGCUCUGAGAGAGAAAACCCAGCCUGACAGAGAGAGAGAGAGGCGAGGCAGAGGAGCAGUCGUGGGGAAAGAUUUUAUAAAUAAGAUGAAGGGACUAAAAGGAAAAGCAACUGAUAAAAGGGUAAGAAGAAAGACAGGCAGGAUUGUGAACUUAGAAAGUAAGGGCAGACUGUACUGUGUCACUGGGCAGGCUUCCAUUCACCCAAGUCCAUUCAACAAAUAUAACGGAUGCAUUCCUGAUCUCAUUUGGGGCACCAGGGCAUAAUGACUUGACCAAUUUUUUUCUGGACAACAGUGUCAUGGACACAUUUUUGCUGCUCUAAACUUUUAAGCAGUUGUCAGAGUUUCUUCUACCGGCUCAGAAGCUAGUAAAGGGUUAAGUUCAUUUGGCUGAUCCUGUCCCUUCACCUCAUUUCCUUCUUCCUUUGGUCAUCUGUGUCCCAAGAUGGUACAACAACAAGGCCGUGACCAUCAAGAGUCCAGGUUCAGUGUCAGGCUGGAUUAUUGUGAUUGGUUGAAAGGGGAAUAAAUAUCGUGGAUGUUUUCCUUCUUUUAUAUGUGUUAUUGGGAAAUUACUUGCUGCUGACAUUGCCACAGAGCUACAAUAAAGUAAAAUAAACAGGGAAAAUUAUUAGUGUUUAAUCCAAAGCAUCUAUUGCUUUGGCUGUACUGACAUGGUUAAAUGGGACUCAGCCUGUUCUAACAUUAGUUAGAAUACUAUUAAUCAUUAAAUCUGUUAUUUUAAUGGUUUAAAUAUAUAGUUUUGGUAUGUCUGAGAUGUACUUGGUUGGUGAGUGGAAAGCUGCCUGGAAAACCUGAAAAGGUUGUUUAUUCACUGUAGAGGAACAAGUCGGACAUCUGUGGGCCAGAGAGAUGAUACUGCAUGCUGUUCAUGUCAGUUCAUCUCAAGCACAAGCAGCUGUGUUGAGCCAGACUGGAGACAGUUCCUAAACAAAGUCAUGGAUGUACUGGACCUCAGGAAUAUCUCUGAAUUUCAUAUAAAUGCAGCUCUAGGCCUGCUUGACAUCCAGUAGUAUUUAAUGUUUUGAAACGAUGUGAAAAGUAUAUUUAAAAAAUAUAUAUAUAUAUAUUUUGACACUGUGAUGCAUCAAAAUGUUUGCAUUUUUGUUGACUUGAAUUCAACUAUUCAUUUGAUUGACUGAUUUUACUUUAUUUUAGCUUUUGACCAUUUUAACUCUCACUGUGGCGCACUCAGUAUUACAUUAACUUGGAUUCAGAGGAACCAGAUAUCAGUGUUUCUUCCAAAUUAAAUGGUUGAAUCUUUGCACAUGUUGUGUUUCAUAUGAUGAAACUAACUUUUUUUAAGCCUUUUUCCACAUAACCAUUUUGGAAUAAUUAUUUUUUCUUUAUAAAUGUUCAUUAAAAAGACUCUGCACAUAGCCUGGAUUAUUUGGGGCAUCCAAGCAAAGUAUUGUUCUUUACUCAUUUCUUCCAGGUGAUGGCGAUGUAAAUCUCUGUUUAAACAACCUGUUAAUGUAGCUGAAAAAACUGUUGUCAUACUGUUUUACAAAGUUUAUUUUUGGUUUGUUUUUAUGUGUUUACAUUUUAUUGCAUGGAUCUGCUCUUUGCCAUCAUAUUAAUUCAUUUUAAUGUAUUAAAAAGGUACCUUCUGUCAUUCUAGGAGCCAUAUAAAUAUCAAAUCAGUGAUGUUUAUAUGUUAGGGAGAGUUACGUUUUUAAUUUGACCUAAUCAAGGCAUUUAUUACAUUUUUGUUAAGUUUAACUUUAAUACCAUGUUGGGAAUCAUUUUGUUUUUGUACAGCUAUAAAAAUGAAUUUGUUAUUAUUUUAAAGAAAACUAUGGCGUCUGGUCAUUUGAAAGCGUGGCAGCAAACACUAAAGAGCUAUGGCUGACUUUUAUUUUACUGGCAAAUGCCACAUAGUAUGAGAUUAAAUGCAGUUUUUUUUU